AUGAUGGCGAAUGACUCGGAACAAUUUGCGCGACAAGCGAUUCUAGAAGAAUUCAAAUUAGGCACAAAAAUCGACAAGGCAUUCUUGAAAAUCUUGGAUUUUUUACCCGAAAAAAUCGAUAGAGAGGAAUUUGAUUAUUGGUUCAAAAAGUUCGAAAAAGGCGAAGAAGGGCUGGAAUAUGAUCUAGAAGAAAGAAAGGUGCGAGCUCAUCGUGCGAUUUUUAGCAGAAUGGAACUGAAAGAGCAACUCCUAAUGUACAAAGCCGGCGGUCGUCCUCGAGAAAUUCUUAAAACGAUGCGUUUCAAUUUUGAAAAGUGCCACGUGACCAUCGCCGCCGACUGUAUCUAUGUGAAAUUCAAUGAUUAUCCAUUGAAUGUGUAUUGGGAGACACCAGAGGACACAGAAAAACGAGAUUUGAAAAUUCAAAAUUUCCGAGAAAUGAAUUGGAAAACGUCGCGAAAAAAUAUGGAGAAUUUUGGAAAUUUGAAAUUUGUCAAAAUUCCGAAAAAUGGGAAAUUUUUGGAUCAAGCGGUGAAUGAUAUUAUGUUUGCACUGAAAAAUCCAAAAAAUUCAAUGAAAUCGCUGAGUAUAUGCGUUAAAGGAUAUGAUUUGCGGACGAGGUAUAAGGAAACGUGCAUUUAUACGUUUUUGGAGAAGUUUCGCACGGAACUCGGUAAAGUUGCUCAUAAAGUAUCGAUUAAGAGUUUGACGCUUCAAGACAAUCGAGCGGAACGAAUUCAGGCGAUUUUGGGAUGUUUAAAACCUGGAUUCCUGGAAAACAUCACGAUUGCUCAUCCUAAUUUUUCGAGUUGGAAAUUUCCGAAUUCACAUGAAAUGCGGCGGGCAGAAUCGCCAAUCGAUAGUAUGGUUCAGUCGGAGCAAUGGAAAAAAGCCAAGCGGAUUUGUUGGUUCUAUGGACCACUGGACAUCCAAAUGGACUAUUUUUAUCACCUUCAAAAUUUCGAAAUUCUCGUUGACAAUAUGCCCAUGGAAGAGUUCAAAUAUCUUUUGAGAGCGCUCCGAAGAAAUGCGAAUUUCAAAAACGCCAUAAUUCAAUGCCAAGAACCCAUAGAUUUUGAAAAUGAGACAGAGGAAUUGGGCGUUUUUCAAAAUCCCAGCGAUUUCGCGGAUGAUCAAUUUCACUUGAGAAUUCCACAUUCGACGGAUUUGAUAACGAUGAGAAUUGGACACGAUGCGAUUUUCAUUGUCAGAAAUACGUCGCCCCGGAAUAAUCGAUAA
Messenger RNA from Caenorhabditis briggsae, 1239 nucleotides. Bases 1 to 1239 code for a protein of 412 amino acids. The transcript has 5 exons. The record is from RefSeq and is a predicted model, not a curated record. Lineage: Eukaryota; Metazoa; Nematoda; Chromadorea; Rhabditida; Rhabditidae. Gene Ontology annotation, biological process: innate immune response.